This is a messenger RNA of Odontomachus brunneus, 969 nucleotides long. RefSeq lists its product as uncharacterized. Bases 33 to 524 code for a protein of 163 amino acids. Lineage: Eukaryota; Metazoa; Arthropoda; Insecta; Hymenoptera; Formicidae. The record is from RefSeq and is a predicted model, not a curated record. The transcript has 2 exons.
GCGAUGAUCACUUCCGGCGACGAUGUGCGGCGAUGAUGGAUGGGCUCGACAGCGAUCGGCGUUCACCCAGGGAGACGACGUCGCGGUGUUCGCAUGCGGGGCAUCCGCGCGGUCUGGAAGAUCUGUCGCGCCACGUGCGCCGUGCAGAACUGAGGAAGAUCGACUGGCGCGAGCGACAACGGUCUCGAUCGCGCCCGGCCUUUUUUUCCACCACGGCCGCCGAUCAGGAUGAAGAGGAGAAGACGUUCGAGAGUGUCGGAGCGCAGGACGAAGAGGACACGUUCUCCCCCGAAGCGACACAACGACGACGUCGACGACGAUGGGUGAAAUCGACGCGACGCAGACAGAAGAACCGUGGCUCGCGCGAGUCAGAGAAUCCUACCCCCCUCUCGAUCAAUACUACUACGUUUACGAUUCCUCGCGAUGUCGACGAAAGCGCACAAUCGCCGUGUGAUUAUGCGCUCCAUCAGCGAGCAAAUGGAAAUGAACGGAUGACGGCGAAGCAUACGAUCCGCGAAUGUUGAUACCGGCGACGAUGACGUGCGAUCGACGCCUAAAAACGAAGGACGACCACGAGGGCGACGGAGGAAGAGAAAGAGAGAAAGAGAGAGAAAAAGAGAAUGUAUUCCCUUCGGAUUCUCGGUUGUCGAUCCAUCCGGCGAUGAGGCAGCGAUGAAAGGCAGGAUGCGACCGGGACCGGACGUAACGAGCCUGGCAUACGCAAACAGUUCCAGAAACGAAGGAAACACCGUCGCCGUCGUCGUCGCGCUGCGAUGACUUACACCCUGUCGCGAUCAAGAUAACGCCGCUAAGCACUGCAAAGGCGCGCCUUCUAAGUCGACUGCUACACGGAAAAAAAUAAUUUUGUUCUUUUAGCAAAAUCUUCGUUGCUACUGCAUAUUCGUAGUGACAUAAAAAAAAAUUUGUUGACGUAACUAAUUUUACAAAUUAUUCGUUAUCAGAGCAGAA